Messenger RNA from Hypoxylon fragiforme, 486 nucleotides. RefSeq lists its product as uncharacterized. The record is from RefSeq and is a predicted model, not a curated record. The transcript is spliced from 2 exons. NCBI's taxonomy places the organism in Eukaryota, Fungi, Ascomycota, Sordariomycetes, Xylariales, Hypoxylaceae. Bases 1 to 486 code for a protein of 161 amino acids.
AUGUACGGAGUCAACUCGCUCCUGGCACUUGUGCUUGAGCUCUAUGCUCUGGACACAGGCACUCGUAGAAAGCAAGAUGGUUUUUGCCCAUUACCUGGUAAAGCAUCCAUCUCAUCAAGGCCUGUACCCCCAACUAGCACCUCACAAGUCGGCACCGUAGACCCCAACACAGACCACGCAAAACAAGACAUAGACGGGGCCCUCAGUACCGUGCAGCAGCUCUUCGAUUACGCCAGCACCCAAGCCUUCAAGCUCUUCUUCAGCUUCGACAUCUCCAUCACCGCCAACAUCACCCAGCAUCAGGCGCUGUUCCCGUACGACACGCCGGGCAUCUUCCGCGACUGGAAGGACUCGCUCGAUGGUGUUUUUACCUGGGCGACGACGUGGCUGGAUGCGUCGAACCAGCAUGUGAACGUGUCCUCGCUUUUGGACGAGGCUAUUAAGAAGGUGGCGGACGAUGCGGGCAAGUCGUAUAUGCUGGGGUAA